CCCGGUUUCGGAGUCUCAGCUCGACCUAACAGCGCUUGUUAGAAGGCUUUUCUCCAAGCUCCCUUUCCUUUCUGUCCUCUGACUCUGAGCCACUGUCCUCAGUUCCUACUUCAGUAGGAAAAAGCCGACAGUGGGCUUACCUCGGCCUCCGUCUUCUCCUGACGGACAGCCCGCGUACCCUCUGCUCUUCAUGGAUCUUCUUGGCCUUUUCUUUCUGUGCUCUAGAUCUCCUGUUUCUCCUGCAUUUGGUCAGCUAGUCUUUGGACUUUACCAUCAGGCUCUUAUUUCCCAUGUCUGCUUCUCUUCAACAUAGAAACAUGAUUAUGUAGAUUUUUCCCGUGUUUAGGAGGGAACCCCCUUCUUUAUCAUGUCUUAUCUAACUUCCUACUUUUCUCAUCCAGGCUUUUUAAUAAAGCAGAUAGCACUAGCUCACUCCCUUCCUUUACUUCCUGUUUGUUCCUCAGAUCCUUGAAGAAAGGGUUUGCCCUCCAUUCCAUGAAAAUGUCUCUCUCUGAGACAGUUACCUUCUAAGGGCAAUCAACAGUCGGUCUUCACCACACCUCUGAUUCCUCUGCAGCGUCUGACAUUGCAAAAUUCUACUUUCUUCUAGUAGGGCUCACUCUCUCACUCUCUCUCUGUCUCUCUCCCCUUCUCUCCUGGUUAUAUUUCUACCAUUUUGACUCAUCCCUCUCUUCUUUCCUUUCUUCUUCUCUUUCCCCCUCCUCCCUACUUCAGAAGGAAAAAUAAAAAGACACCCUCCUUUCCCUCAGGUUUCCCAUUCUCUGGGCUUCCACCUCCACCCUUCUUUUCUCCUGUCACAGCCUCCCUUGAUGAAUUCACUUGCUCUCCUGGCUGUAACCACUCUCCAUUUUCUGAUGAGCCCACAGUGCCAGGCUCCAGGCCCACUGCACCGAAGUAGCACAGCAGAUGCAAUAUUGAUCAGCCACUCCUCGGACCAGCUGAACGGACUGGGAGCAAAUCGGUUAACCUCUUUUCUGUGUUUGAUGAAAACACUCAGCAGAAAUGUGACGUGCUUGGACGUUUUCCGUUAACUGAUGCUUGGUGGCGAGUGAAGGUACAGGUAAAGCCUGUAGGAUCAGGGAGCUAUCAGGUUCAAGGAUUUCCGUCUUACUUUUUACAGUCAGAUAUGUCACCACCAAAUCAAAUCCACAUCUGUUCCCUCUUUCUUAAAGAGUGUAAUGUCUCCAGUGAGCAAAGAAUUAAGUUUUUUACAUGGUUAAAUAAUAAAUCAAGGUAUAAAGACCUCAAUUUUGAAAAUCUUAUGGAAAACUUAAGAACUUGGCAAGAGGAAAUUGAAGGGAAUAGUCAAAAACAGUCUACGCAGAAAACACAAGAGUCACCACCAGAUCAUGGGAUGCCGCUUCCUCUGGAAUUCACAUUUCCAUUUAUAACGGUGAUGAGAGCUUUGCAGUUUCCAAAAAUAAUGGAAUUCCUUCCAGUUCUUCUGCCCCGACACUUCAAACAGCUCAUAACCUCAAAUUCUGUAGAGGUGUUGGAAAAGAUAGAAGAGAUUUUAGGUACACAGCCAUGGAAACUUGGAUUUCGUAAAAUAACCUACAGAGAACUGAAGCUUUUGCGAUGUGAAGCAAGUUGGACGUCAUUUCAUCAAUGCAAGUCUCUUUUCCAGUUGAUGACAGAUUUGGAAAAGAAUGCAUUAAUAAUAUAUUCUCAACUGAAGCAGAUAUGUAGAGAGCAGGGGCACACGUGUGUUGAAGAAGCUGACUUAACUUUUCAACUGUCGGACCUCAUGUCUUUUCACGACGCUUGGCAGUCUCUGAAGUUCUUGAAGGAUAUUGGCGUGGUGACGUAUGAGAAGGGCUGUGUCUUUCUUUAUGACCUUUACCAGGCUGAGAGAGGCAUUGCCUCUUCAGUCUGUGACUUGAUGACCAGGCCUCCAUGGCAAUUACAGGUUGAUGUCAAAAAGGUGCUUGCGUCUAUUUGCACCACAAGACCUGAGAAUUCAGGAAGUGGUGAUACACUGAAUAAAAGUAAACCUGAUGAAACAAGAUUAGAAGAUCUUGUGGAUAUUUUGGACAUGCAAGACAGCGGUGACCAUAUUUGGGAUGAUGGUGAAAAGGAAGUGAAUGCAGAAAUGAGUGAGGGUCAACUGGAUCAGGACCAGAUGACUGCUCUGGACAUGAUUUGCUCCAAUGCUGUGACAGUCAUAAGUGGGAAAGGUGGUUGUGGGAAGACCACAAUUGUUAGCCAGCUUUUUAAGCACAUAGAGUUGUUGGAAGAAAAAGAAGUGAAAAAAGCUUGUGAAGAUUUUGAACAAGACUGGAAUGUACCAGAAGAAUGGAUCACCUUCACCGAGCAAAGUCAGCAGAAACUGGACAAGGCUAUAGAAGUUUUACUUACGGCACCUACAGGGAAAGCAGCUGGCUUACUGAGACAGAAAACUGGUUUUAAUGCUUAUACACUAUGUCAGGUCAAUUAUAGUUUCUAUUUAUGGAAGGAAAAAAAAAAGACCAAGAACAGGCCAUGGAAAUUUUCUUCGGUUAGAGUUCUGGUUGUGGAUGAAGGGAGUUUGGUAUCGGUAGCAAUCUUCAAGUCGGUUUUAAAUUUAUUGUGUGAGCACUCCAAACUUUCUAAACUUAUUAUCCUUGGUGAUGUUAGACAGUUACCCAGUAUUGAGCCUGGUAACUUGCUGAAAGAUCUUUUUGAAACUCUUAAAUCAAGAAAUUGUGCUAUUGAACUAAAGACGAACCAUAGAGCAGAAUCUGAACUAAUUGUGGACAAUGCUACAAGAAUCUCAAGAUGCCAGUUUCCAACAUUUGAUGCAGAGUUGAAUAUCUCUGAUAAUCUGACAUUCCCUGUCUCAGUACAAGAUAAAUCAUUUAUUUUUGUCAGACUUCCAGAAGAAGAUGCCAGUUCUCAGUCCUCAAAAAGUAAUCAUCAGUCUUAUUUAUAUUCUGCAGUUAGUACUUUACUCAAAGAAAAGGACCUAGAAGACGUGAAAACAUCACAAUUUAUUGCAUUUAGAAGGCAGGACUGUGACGUGAUCAACGCCUGCUGUUGCAAGCACUACACAGGACAUCUAAUCAAAAACCAUCAGAAUAGACUUGAAUUUGGAGUUGGUGAUAAAAUUUGUUGUACCAAGAAUGCAUAUCUCUCAGAGUUACUCCCUGAAAAUACCUUCAACAGUCAACAAAAUAAUGAAUUAAAAGCUAGUGGUAAAGACUUUAAUGGUGGUACUCCUGGUUUUGCUAAAAAUAUGCAUGACUUUGAAAGUGGUACUCGACUCUGCAAUGGAGAAAUAUUUUUUAUAACAGCGGAUAAAACUGAUGUAACUUUUGGAAAGAAAAGAUUUUUGACCAUUAAUAAUAUGGCUGGCCUGGAAGUAACUGUGGAUUUUGGAAAACUAAUGCAAUAUUGUCACAUAAAACAUGCAUGGGCAAGAACGAUUCAUACUUUUCAGGGGUCGGAGGAGAAGACAGUCGUGUACGUGGUGGGGAAGGCGGGCCGCCAGCACUGGCAGCACGUGUACACCGCCGUGACCCGGGGCCGCUGCAGGGUGUACGUCAUCGCAGAAGAGUCUCAGCUUCGGAGUGCCAUCAUGAGAAAGAGCGUUCCUAGGAAAACGCGUUUAAAACAUUUUCUGCAAAACAAACUUUCCAGGAGCUGUACACCUCCAGCAGAGUUUGCUUCCUCAUCCAAGAACCUUGAAGACAGCAGGAGACCCGGCACACAGCCGUCAGCAUCUUCACUCUCUACGGUCACAGCUGACACGGUGACAAAUGACAGCCCCAGAAGCGGGGACUCUGUGGCCGAUGACAUGCUGCUUGCCUUUGCUGAAGGAUGGGAGUUAUCUUCACAUGAUGAAGUGGAUGCAACUGAGGAUCCGUCACAACUGAGAGGCUCCAAAAGGACAUGUGGCUCGAAUGAUGGUGAAAGUCCAAGCAAAAUUCUUAUGGUGGAAGAAUCAUCUCCACAAGUGUCUUCUAAGCUUCAGAAUCUGAGACUAAAUAGUUUAACCCCCAAGCAACUUUUCAAAUCCACAAAUAAUCGAGAAACUUAGUUUUAUUUCAGAUUGCUCAAAAUAAUUGUCUGUUUUUUCCAUGCAAUACAAAAUGAAAUCAUGGCUUCAAAGGAUUAAGACAAAAGAAGACGUCUGUUAACGAGUUCUAUUUUAAGGUAUUUGUAGUAGCAACUGUUUUCAAUUUAUUCAUCAAAGAAAAUCUUAAUGAUAUUGACAUCUGUCAUCAGGAGAACUGGUAGCACUGGUCAUAUAUGAUGGAAAAAUAUGUUAUCUAUGUAUUUUUAAAAACGCUGUACUUCAGUGUUCAGUUGCUCAGUUGUGUCUGACUCUUUGCAGCCCCAUGGACUGUAUAUCCUGCUAGGCUCUUCUGCCCAUGGAAUUUUAAAAGUGUUUUAAAAUUGUUUUAUUUUUAGAAUAAUGCCUUAUUAACUUCCAUCAUCAUUGUGGGUGAUCUUUGCUAAUGGGUUGAAGCAAUGGUAAAGAUAAACUAAUUACAUCUCUUAAAUUCUUAACACAGAUUCUAGGGUAUUUUGUGUACUUUAAACUGGUCACGUCACAAGCUUGCCACUUGCUCCAUCACUGCUGCCUGCGUCUUUUAGGCACUUUCUUAGAAAUUCCUUCUGAGCAGGGAUUUCAUUGGUUUUUGUAUAAUUUAAGAUAUAAUGUGCAUCUUGUUGGUUUAAUACUUCUAUAUUGCAAUAUUACCACUGUAGCAUUAACAUGUCUAUCAUGUCACACAAUUAUCAUUUCUUAUUGUUUUAAAAAUAUUACACUUUGAAGAUAUUUUUUCUCUCAAAGUGUUUCGAUUUUUUUUUUUUUUUGAGUUUUCUAUAUUUCCCUUCUCCAAUGGAAUCAUACAAUAUAUGGUCCCUUGUUACUGACUUCUUUGACUUAGAAUAAUGUUUGCAGACUUCAUCCACAUUGUAACAUGUAACAGUGCUUCAUCUCUCUCUCAAGAUUAAAAAAAAAUGAUGUGCAAA
Messenger RNA from Bubalus bubalis (water buffalo), 4980 nucleotides. RefSeq names its product DNA helicase B (gene HELB). NCBI's taxonomy places the organism in Eukaryota, Metazoa, Chordata, Mammalia, Artiodactyla, Bovidae. The transcript has 13 exons. The record is from RefSeq and is a predicted model, not a curated record. Bases 1148 to 4039 code for a protein of 963 amino acids.